GUGGAGCCUGGCGGCCCCGCCCGAGCCGGCCGCCUCCCGGCGCGGGCAAAGUAGUGGCACUCGGGGCGGGGAGGCUCGGCACGGCUCGGAGCGGCUCGGAGCGGCUCCCGCCCCGGCCCCCCAGCGCGGCACACAUGCCAAGGCUCAGCAGCGCCAGGUUGUCUUCUGCAUUUUGGGUCUGAAGGUACCCUCUUGCUUUCUCAGCAAAUCAUGGACAUCGUUGGCUUUCUGAAGUCUCAGUUCAUUUGCCACCUGCUGAUCUGCUACAUAUUUAUAGUGUCAGGACUGAUCAUUAACUUCAUUCAACUCUUUACACUUAUACUUUGGCCAAUCAACAAGCAACUGUUCAGGAGGAUCAACUGCAGGCUGGCUUACUGCAUUUCAAGCCAGAUGGUGAUGUUAUUGGAAUGGUGGUCGGGCACAGACUGCACCCUCUACACUGAUCCAGAGAGUUACCACAAGUAUGGGAAGGAGAAUGCCAUUGUAAUUCUUAAUCACAACUUCGAAAUUGACUUUCUCUGUGGUUGGAACUUCUGUGAAAGAUUUGGAGUCCUUGGGAGUUCCAAAGUGCUGGCGAAGAAGGAGCUCUCCUACAUGCCUAUCAUUGGCUGGAUGUGGUAUUUCCUAGAGAUAGUCUUCUGCAAGCGUAAGUGGGAGGAGGAUCGGAAAACAGUCAUGCAGAAGUUGCUGAACCUCCGGGACUACCCUGAAAACUUUUGGUUCCUGAUUCAUUGUGAGGGUACAAGGUUCACAGAACAGAAGCACCAAAUUAGCAUGCAAGUGGCUGAAGCCAAAGGCCUGCCCAAGCUCAAAUAUCACCUACUGCCACGAACGAAAGGAUUUGCUGUCACCGUGCAGUGUUUGAGAAAUGUAGUUUCAGCUGUCUAUGAUUCUACCCUCAAUUUCAGAAAUAAUGAGAAUCCGACAUUGCUGGGCGUUCUAAAUGGAAAGAAGUAUCAUGCAGAUUUAUAUGUAAGACGGAUUCCAUUAGAGGAAGUCCCAGAAGAUGAACAGGAGUGUUCUAAUUGGCUCCACAAACUCUACCAAGAAAAGGACGCAUUCCAGGAAGAGUACUACCGAACAGGAACCUACCCGGCAGUCCCUAUAGUGCCACCCCGACGACCAUGGACGCUUUUGAACUGGCUUUUCUGGGCCUUAUUGCUGCUAUAUCCUUUAUUCAAGCUGCUCAUCAACAUGUUCAACAGUGGAUCAUCACUGACACUGGCUAGCUUUGGAUUUGUCAUUGUAAUGGCUUCUGUUGGUGUCAGAUGGAUGAUAGGUGUUACAGAAAUUAACAAGGGCUCCACCUAUGGCAACAAUGACAUCAAGCAGAAACGAAAGUAGUAACUUCAGAGACUGCUUCAAUCCAAAGGGAACAAAUGCAACUUCUGAGAACUCUUCAGUGCAUAUCACGGUCCUUCAAGUGAGGUCAGAGGAAGGGUAGGAUGAGCAAUUGCCAUGCAUAUCUGAAUUUGUGCUCCUGUUAUUUUUCUCUUGGGGUUUGGGCUGGAUUACAUGCUUGAAAGAUGCACUCCUUUGUGUGUACUCUCAACAGGUUUGCAUUUGUUUGGUUGGUUUGCUUUCAUAUAAAGUGUCUUAAGUUUUGAAGAAAAAAAUUUGCAGCGUGCUGGUCUGGUAAGACUCUACCUGGAAACUAAUCAGUGGUUGCUGAGGUGCAGGCUUUAUCUUAACUUGAUCUAAGGAAUGGGUAAAUGUCAGAAGAUUGGUUUAAGACAAUUGAAACUGAUAGGUGUCUAGCUCACGUGUUAACAGUUUAAAAACAGUAAUCUCUCAGUGUUCAAAUAGAGUAAGAUGCGCUGCUUGGUGAUACCAAUCUUGCAACUCUACUGAACUGGCAGGAGUGCAGUAGAGUUUUUUGACAUCUAGAAUUUAUUCCCACAGUAAGCACCACAUUUGAAACUUCAGUCGGGCUCUGGCAAGGGGCCCGUUUUGUUAGCCCAGAGCCUUGCAGCGGCAUAACCUGGUGUGGAAUUUGGCCAUGAGUAGAGCUAAGUUACGCACUGCCACAUCUUUCCCCAGGCAAAACGUUAGUGGGAUAGCUGAAACCUGUAAUUCUUUUGAGAAUAAAUGCCAUUUAUAGCUCAGAAAAGAAUAGGUAACAGAUUACUUUCAGCUUUAAACACAGAUUACAGUUCUAGGCAUUCCUAACAGUGGCGGAAACAGAAAACAACCGGUAUGCUGUAACACAGUAAUGCAAAGCGUGCAUUAAAAGUUACCACCCCACACCCAUACUGUUGUGAACCUAAUUACUCUGCCUGUCUGUCUUUUCUGAAAAACUACUUCACAUGGUGGUACCUCGUAACAUUGUCUGAGGUAAUACUUAAAUUAUCUUUUGCUUUUCUUUUGGGGAAAAGAGGCAAGCAGGAGAGAGACCUAGGACAGCGCUAUGGCUGGGAAUUUUUUAUGCCUGUCUGGACUUGCUUUGUCACCCUUCUGAAUUAAAAUACGAUCAAAUCCCUUGGGAAAACUGUGUUGCUCUCACAUCCCUAGUACUGAUUCCUGGGCAUCCCCCUCUUGUUCACAGACUUCAAGAAUUAAGAAUAUGUAAGUAAAUUACUGAAAAGAGGUGUUUGUUUUGUUCUGUUUUAUUUUUAAAGAAAAGAAAAAGAGGUGACUUCUAUCAGCAGUUCAGGGGAAAAAAAUUAAAACCAAAAGAUACUGAUAUUGAGCAGUUAGGAAUAUUUUUGGCACUUUCAGUGAUGUUAGGUUUUCAUUGCACAUAGAACUAAACCAUGCUAAGUCUAGGCAUGAACACCCUAUGUGUUUCUAGAAAAGACAGUCAGCAGUCUUACAGUAGCAGUUCUAGCAGCUGGUAAAGAAAAAAAAAAAAAGACAUUUCUCUUAUGCUGUAAUAAAACUGAAGCCAGAGGUAACAGAGGCCAGUACAACAGUGUGAAUCAUUGCAUGAAAUAUGCAUUUGCUGUUCUGUAGCUCAUCUAGAAACUAAUCCUUUUAAUAUGCAGUAUCUAAAGAGCAGGUGGAGUAGUGCUUUUAGCAUGUCUUCUGAGGGUGGAAGCAGUUAGUAAAAAGUACAAUAUAAAGGAAGGAAUAGGCAUGGGGGCUUGUGAUGGUCUAGUUUUAGGGGGGGGUUGUCUUGUGUGUACCUGAAUUCCCUGUGCAAUGAAGUGUUCUGGAAUAAGUUGUGUGAUGUGUCAUAAAAAUAACCACAGGCUUUGGUUUAUUUUUUUUAAGACAUGAAAUACAGCCAGAGCCCACAGGAUACUGUCAUGCUUAUAAAGCUAUUCCCUGAAUAAAGCACAUGCCCUUCUGUGCUGAAGUGCUUCCCCUCACCUGUAUUGGCUAAAACCAUCUUAACUGUGGAAAACAGAUUUAUAACAUGUAGUAGCGUAACAUCUACAGUAAUGCGUCAGGCAUGUAAAUGAACCAGCCUACACAGUUCUUGGAAAUGGGAGGGGAUGGCAGAGAGAUCUCUUCAAGCUAGCAUUUUACUGUAAACCUUACCUGGCAGAUGAAGUGAGCUUUUGUCGGGGUGGUAGAAUGAACGCUAUACGCAGGUGUGAGUAGUUUUGAGCAGCAAAUACAUACUCAUGUGAUGAAGACUGACUUUUUUUUUUUUUUGAAGACUGAACAUGCCAGUAGGGAGACAUUUAACAUUCCUUAUGAGUCGUAGUCCUUCUCUAAUUGCAUGCAGUACCACUUCUCCAAGAGGAAAAUACCAAACCCGUAAAUACUUCUGAAUGAGCAUUUAGCUAUUUCCUACCAAUUUCCCUGGGAGCAACCACUGUAAAAGGCAUAGGGCCAAAGACGCCAGUCCUGGAUCCUUCUAGAAGUCCCGGUGCACAAGAGCUGCAACACUGGGCCCUUCCAGUGUUCCCUGGCCAACAGAGAAAGCGCAAUGGUACUUGCCAAAGGUAAACUAGUCCAGUCCACUGUAUUAAAAGAAUGACGUAUGUCAGUAGGAAUCAGUGUUUGCCCCUCUUCCCCACCAACAACUGUAUGGUCUACAACUGCCUUAACAAAAGUAGUCUUACAUUUGUUUAUACAAAAAUAAAAGUAUAAAAAGCUGAA
Anas platyrhynchos (mallard) is the source of this 4050-nucleotide messenger RNA. It is a transcript of the gene AGPAT4, whose product is annotated as 1-acylglycerol-3-phosphate O-acyltransferase 4. Gene Ontology annotation, molecular function: 1-acylglycerol-3-phosphate O-acyltransferase activity. The record is from RefSeq and is a predicted model, not a curated record. Gene Ontology annotation, cellular component: endomembrane system; mitochondrial outer membrane. Lineage: Eukaryota; Metazoa; Chordata; Aves; Anseriformes; Anatidae.